AUGUUUUCUCGAAGUGCUUUUAGAGUUAGUAGCAGAUUUACUGCUGCUCGGCCAGGAUUAACAUGCCGUCGGUUUUUAUCUCAAGGUUCUGCCGGUACUGCAGUGACUGCAAAGAAGAGUUUAACUAAGCGUGUGUUUACCGGUAUUGCUAAGGCUUCGUUGCUAUCUGUGUUGGCUGGUACAGCUUAUGUCUCUUACGAGUUGUACAGGGAAUCAAAUCCCUCUGCUCAGAAGCCUCAAGGUGCUGUUUUCAGUGAUGGUUCACCAAGAAAGACUUUAGUGAUUUUGGGAACCGGGUGGGGUUCUAUCUCGUUAUUGAAGAAUUUGGAUACAACACUCUACAAUGUUAUUGUUGUAUCUCCACGUAAUUACUUUUUGUUUACUCCGUUGUUGCCAUCGACUCCUGUAGGUACUAUUGAGCUGAAAUCCAUUGUUGAGCCUGUUAGAUCUAUCACCAGGCGUACGCCGGGUGAGGUUGUUUAUUACGAGGCGGAAGCCUUGGAUGUUGAUCCACGUACGAAGACUGUGAAGAUAAAGUCUGUUGAGAGUGGAGAACACGCCUAUGAGAUGGACUUGAACUACGACUACUUGGUUGUUGGUGUUGGUGCACAACCUACCACCUUUGGUAUUCCAGGUGUGUUUGAGCACGCUUCGUUUUUGAAGGAGAUCCCAGAUGCGCAAGAUAUUAGAACUAAGAUUAUGAAUAACAUCGAGAGAGCCGCCACUUUGUCUCCAAAUGACCCCGAAAGAAAGCGUUUGUUGUCUUUCGUUGUUGUCGGUGGUGGUCCAACUGGUGUUGAAUUUGCAGCUGAGUUACGUGAUUAUGUCGACCAAGAUCUAUCCAAGUGGAUGCCAGAAUUGUCUAAGGAGAUCAAAGUUGUUUUGUGCGAGGCUUUGCCAAACAUCUUGAACAUGUUUGACAAGUCAUUAUGGAAAUAUGCUCAAGAUCUAUUGAAGGAAGAAAAGAUUGAUUUGCGGAUUAAUACCAUGGUCAAGAGCGUUGAUGCUACCCAAAUAACUACCAAAUGCAACGAUAAGCUAGAAGAAUUACCUUACGGUGUUUUGGUUUGGGCUACUGGUAACGCGCCAAGAGAUGUUUCUAAUUCCUUGAUGAACAAAUUGGAGGAACAAAACUCCAGAAGAGGUCUAUUGAUUAACAACAAACUACAGUUGCUAGGUGCUGAAGACUCUAUCUUUGCUAUUGGUGACUGUACUUUCUACCCGGGUUUAUUCCCAACUGCUCAGGUGGCUCAUCAGGAAGGUGAGUACUUAGCUCACGUUUUCAAGAAACAGCACAAGAUCGAUCAACUCUCGUGGCAGAUACAAAAUGUCAGAGAUUCUAGCGAAAUUGCUCGUUUGCAAACUAAAAAGGAUAAGCUGAAUGCUCAGAUCAAACAGUUCGAGUAUCAGCACCAAGGUGCCUUGGCAUACAUUGGUUCCGAGAAAGCGAUUGCCGAUUUAGCUAUCGGUGAAUCAAAGUAUAGAUUGGCUGGUUCUUGGACUUUCUGGUUCUGGAAGUCUUCCUACUUAGUCAUGUGUUUAACCUUCAGAAACAGGGUCUUGGUUGCAUUGGACUGGUUGAAGGUUUCCGUGUUGGGUAGAGAUUCCUCUGUUUGA
This is a messenger RNA of Eremothecium sinecaudum, 1617 nucleotides long. It is a transcript of the gene NDE1, whose product is annotated as NADH-ubiquinone reductase (H(+)-translocating) NDE1. Gene Ontology annotation, molecular function: NADH dehydrogenase activity. The record is from RefSeq and is a predicted model, not a curated record. Lineage: Eukaryota; Fungi; Ascomycota; Saccharomycetes; Saccharomycetales; Saccharomycetaceae. The transcript has a single exon. Bases 1 to 1617 code for a protein of 538 amino acids.